AUGGUCUCAAUCAACAUAGAGAAAGGUCUCGACUUGGAACGAGUCUCUGAGGUACACACGGACAAAUUUCGAGCCAUCCAGACACCUUUCACAUGGGACGCAGGCGGUGUAAUACCUGGAGGCCUCCUCAUGGCACUAUGUACAACUGCAGCGUACGAGACAGUGUCAUCAGACUUCUCGAUAGCCUCCCUGCAAACCCACUUCCUCCUUGGGCCAAGGAAUAACGUCCGGAUAGACUUGCAAGUGCAACGAUUAAGCGAUGGAGGUCGAUUUGCCACAAGACUCGUGUCGCUCUUGCAGAAUAACAGGAUCAUGGUUCAUGUCACUUGCAGCUUCGUUCGGACUUCUGCCAUGGGAGGGCCCAGCAUGGCACAUUCAGCAUCUCGAGCGACAAACUAUAGACUAGACGCAAUCACACUCGACGACCUUGACUACGGCCGAACUGAGCUGGGUCCGUACAUGAAAUAUCAACGGUUCCCGCUGGUGUAUGCUGGGCGCGAGCAGCCGGAACCUGUCAAUCCUCGGCCAGAAGAUCUCGUACACCCUUGCGCUGCGAUCGUUUCACCUGCCAUCCGGAGCGAUGACCGGCGUCUUCAUCUUCUGGGGAUCAUUCUCCUCUCGGACUACCACGUUCUGGACUGCCCUCCCACGAUUCACGGCCUUACAUUUGGUCCAGCUGCCGUCAACGACACGACACGUACAAGAACACCUCAGCAGUUCAACAUGCUCACUUCGCUUAACCACAGUAUCCUAUUCCACGUUCAUGAAGGCUUCAGAGCAGACGAGAUGUGCUACGUCGAAGCAACGAGCCCAUGGUCAGGGAACCGAAGAGGAGAGAUUUUGUCUAGAAUAUUCAGCAAGGACGGCAGACUGAUCGCGACUUGUAAACAAGAAGGAUACUAUGUGCUGAAGGGUGAUAAAAAAGAUGGGAAACUAUGA
This is a messenger RNA of Zasmidium cellare ATCC 36951, 939 nucleotides long. RefSeq lists its product as uncharacterized. Gene Ontology annotation, molecular function: fatty acyl-CoA hydrolase activity. Gene Ontology annotation, biological process: acyl-CoA metabolic process; fatty acid catabolic process. NCBI's taxonomy places the organism in Eukaryota, Fungi, Ascomycota, Dothideomycetes, Mycosphaerellales, Mycosphaerellaceae. The transcript has 2 exons. The record is from RefSeq and is a predicted model, not a curated record. The coding region runs from base 1 to 939 and encodes 312 amino acids. Gene Ontology annotation, cellular component: peroxisomal matrix.